Pistacia vera is the source of this 542-nucleotide messenger RNA. Its product is annotated as ATP-dependent zinc metalloprotease FTSH 10, mitochondrial-like. The annotation marks the transcript as partial. The transcript is spliced from 3 exons. The record is from RefSeq and is a predicted model, not a curated record. NCBI's taxonomy places the organism in Eukaryota, Viridiplantae, Streptophyta, Magnoliopsida, Sapindales, Anacardiaceae.
GAUGGAAGAUUGGGGUUUUGGACGGGAUAUUUAGCUGCAAUAGGAGGUCAAAAUGACUCGUAUUUGUCAGAUUUGAAUCAUGCUCUUGCGAACCCUAUAAUUCGCAGGUUUUUCUCCACUGAAGCGCCGAAGAAUAAGAAAAAUUAUGAGAAUUUCUACCCAAAGGAGAAGAAGGAAAUACCAAAAGGAAAUGAGCAGAAAUCUGAGUCCAAAGGACAAAGUGCCUCUUGCUUGCUCGGCUGGCUAGCAUCACCAAAUUUUUAGGCAUGUUUCAAUCUGGAACUUGGAAAAGGGUAAUGUGUGUACCUUAAUCUACUAAGGGUCAUGUUUGUUUUGGGUGUAUUGAAGUGGGAGGGGAGAGUGGUUGUUGUAGCCUAUGAUAGGUUUGGUGUUGAAGAUUUAUUGUACAUCUAUUUAUACCCAAAUUGUUAUAUUUAUACCCAAUUUGUUAUAUUAGACAACUGGUGGUCCGGGAGGAACUGAAGAAAAUUAGAUUUUUGAGGUUUUGGUUUGGCUGUACAUGGGCAAAUUACAGUGGCAAA